GCUGGCUGUCGUCGGUGAUUCCAGAAUUCCAGUAUGCACUUAUAUGUUCUAUAAUAGUGAGUGCGAGUAUUAUUGCAAUUUUAUAUCAGUAAUAUAGAAUUUUAUAUGAUGACAAGUCUGAAGAAAUAAAUUUUACACACAACGUAACUCUUAUAUACUUUUAGAUUUAAAGAGAGAUAUGUCAUGGCAUAUCCGAACGCAAUGUAUGGUUCUACUGAUCCUGGAUCUGGAAUAAAUCCAGAUGUUCAACAAUGGUUUUCUAUGGUGGAUAAAGAUGGAAGUGGUCAAAUAACAGCUACAGAAUUGAAAUCAGCAUUAGCUAACGGUCAAGGAGGUACUUUCUCUGACACAGCGUGCAAGUUAAUGAUUGGUAUGUUUGAUAAAGAAAAGAAUGGCACUAUAAAUGUAUCAGAAUUUCAAGCUCUCUAUAAUUAUAUAAAUGCUUGGCUUGGUGUUUUUCGUGGUUUUGAUCAUGAUAAUUCAGGCAGUAUACAAGAAAGUGAAUUAAGUGCAGCUCUAACACAAAUGGGUUACAGACUUAGUCCAGACUUUAUUGAAUUUCUUAUAAAAAAAAGCGAUCUUCGUAAUCAUCAAUCUAUUACUGUUGAUCAGUUUAUAGUAUUGUGUGUUCAAAUACAAAGAUUUACAGAGGCAUUUAGAACAAAGGAUACGGAUCAAACUGGAACAAUCACCAUUAGUUUUGAAGAUUUCUUGGGGGUAGCUCUUAGUUGUAGCAUUUAAUACUUUUUAUUUUAACACUGAAAACAAUUAAAUUAUCACUUGCACACACUUGAUGCAAAAGAAUAACUAUUAAUGUAGCUCACAUUGCAAAUUCUAUUUUUUUAUCUUAGGAGAGAAUAUAAAACAGGUUUAUAUGUAUAUAUUUUUAGAUUUAUAAUAAAUGUACUUGUAUUUUUUUAGAAAUUAAGCAUUUUCGCAACUUACUUAGCACAUUUAAGCUUUUAUUGUGACGUUCUUAAAAUAAGAAAUAGGAUUGUGAAUAAAUAUAAGAAACACUAAUUUAUAUAUUCUAUCGAUUCUAAUAAUAUAUCAAUACCUCAAAUGACAAUAAGAUGCGUUUAUCUUGCGCAUUUAUAUACUUAAGUGACAGUGUAUAUAUAUCAAGAUAUUAAGAUAAAGAUGAAAAUCACAUGACAAUGCUUAAAGUAAAAUAUAUUAUGCAUAAUGUCUCAUAACUUUUUAUGUAUUGAGUAUAUGAUAAAAGUGAAAUAAUCCAUGUAGUCAACAUACAA
This is a messenger RNA of Formica exsecta, 1253 nucleotides long. RefSeq names its product peflin (gene Pef). Gene Ontology annotation, molecular function: calcium ion binding. Lineage: Eukaryota; Metazoa; Arthropoda; Insecta; Hymenoptera; Formicidae. The record is from RefSeq and is a predicted model, not a curated record. The coding region runs from base 184 to 741 and encodes 185 amino acids. The transcript has 4 exons. Gene Ontology annotation, biological process: COPII vesicle coat assembly.